Aspergillus affinis is the source of this 4161-nucleotide messenger RNA. RefSeq names its product putative RNA helicase/RNAse III. Gene Ontology annotation, cellular component: RISC complex; nucleus; cytoplasm. NCBI's taxonomy places the organism in Eukaryota, Fungi, Ascomycota, Eurotiomycetes, Eurotiales, Aspergillaceae. Gene Ontology annotation, biological process: siRNA processing. Gene Ontology annotation, molecular function: RNA binding; ribonuclease III activity; ATP binding. The transcript is spliced from 7 exons. The record is from RefSeq and is a predicted model, not a curated record. Bases 1 to 4161 code for a protein of 1386 amino acids.
AUGGCCUCCGCCUCCACCAGUUCAAUGGCCAAGAAUGUGCCCGUCUAUCAGCCGCGAAACUACCAACUGGAGAUGUUUGAGGCGAGCAUGAAAGAGAACAUUAUCGUUGCAAUGGAUACAGGAAGUGGGAAAACGAACAUAGCUUUACUGCGAAUCAAAGGAGAGCUAGAGAGCGGUCGUCCAGGGAAGCUCAUUUGGUUCCUCGCGCCCACGGUCGCAUUGUGUGGUCAACAGCACCAAGUCAUCACCGAAAAUAUUCCAGCCGUUCGGACAAGAACACUGACCGGUGCAGACAAAGUGGAUCUCUGGACUGAUCAAACUAUAUGGGAUGGCGUAUUGAAGGACAUGCAGGUUGUGGUCUCGACUCACGCGGUUCUGGCAGAUGCGAUGACCCAUGGCUUCGUGAAGAUUUCUCAACUGGGCCUGAUCAUAUUCGACGAAGCUCACCAUUGUAUGCGUCGUCAUCCCGCAAACAAGAUCAUGCAGGAGUUCUAUCAUCCCACACUGGCUCGAUUAGGCCGGGAUGCUGUCCCUCGGAUCAUGGGCCUCACAGCCAGCCCUGUGGUCAGAUCGAAUCAAAUAGAUUUGCGUACGAUCGAAUCGAAUCUUGACUCAAAAUGCAAGACGCCUCGGAUUCAUCGGCAAGAGCUCCUCGAAUAUACCCAUAGACCCCAACUGCGACAGAUUUGGUACACCCCGCUAGAUGUCGAACCGGUACACGGUACCAAGUCCUUGGACGCCCUGAAAUAUGCGUGGGAGACACUGGACCUCUAUGACGACCCGUUCGUCCAGAAGCUUCAACACGACCCAUAUAAUCAAACCAAGCUGCAAAAAACGCUCCUAUCUCGCAAGACGUACUGCAACGAUCAGAUCAAGAAGCUGCUCGACCGCAGUGGCAGCCUCUUUCAUGAGCUGGGGGGAUGGGCUGCGGACUACUACAUACAUGAAUCUAAGAUGCAGGUACUGUCAAAGAUAUAUGAAUCAUCGGCGAUGGCAGACUGGGUGGACGCUGAGAAAGAUUACCUGAUUGGGUUUAUGAAUCGCCUGCCCGAGCCAGAUGUCUCGCUGGAAGACUUCCGUCUCUCGCCCAAGAUGGAGGCCUUGAUCGAGUUUCUGGAUACUAUGAACGACCCCGAGUUCUCGGGGAUCAUCUUUGUGAAGCAAAGAGUGACAGUCAGUGUCAUGGAGAGGUUAUUGUCGGUCCAUCCAGUGACUCGAUCUCGCUUUCGAUGCGCUUCAUACGUUGGCUGGUCCAACAACGGCGCACGCAAAGAGAUCAUCGGCGAGCUACUUUCUCGGAAGUCGCAGCACAAUACACUGGAUGAGUUUCGCGAGGGGCGUAAAAACCUUAUCAUUGCUACUGACGUCUUGGAAGAAGGAAUAGACAUCAGUGCUUGCAAGGCGGUCGUCUGCUACGACAAACCACCUAACCUGAAGUCUUUCGUGCAACGUCGAGGCCGUGCUCGACAGAAGAAAUCGGUAUAUGGGAUCCUGCUUUCGAGAGUCGAUGAAUCUGGAGACUUUGCGAAGUGGCAGGGUCUAGAGAAGGCAAUGAUCGAGACAUAUCAGGACGAGGAGAGACUUCUCGAGGAGGCCCGAUCGCUAGAGGAGCUGGAUGAGGAUGUGAAGGGAAGACUGGCGGUCGAGUCUACUGGUGCUGUUUUGACCACUGACGUUGCCUAUGCUCACCUCAAUCACUUCUGCGCCGUUCUUCCCCGUGAUACGUACGUCGAUAACGCACCUAAAUUCUCCUUUGAGACGAACCAGUUCGGCAAGCUGCAAGCCACGGUCACCCUACCGAACUGCGUGAAUCCUGCAGUCCGUCGAAUGACUGGCGAGCAGUGGUGGGGAUCGGAGCGAGCAGCAGUCAAGGAAACCUCGUUUCUGGCGUAUAAAGCACUUUACGAAUUCGGCCUGGUGACUGACAACAUCCUCCCGUUGAACAAGAAGCCGGAGCUCAGCCAGAAUCCAGAGCUCACGCAGUUUGAAAUGCGCGAGAUCCCGGCUAUGGUGGAAGUGUCGGAGCAGUACGACCCCUGGACGCAUUGGGCGUCUUCCUGGUUGAACCCCGACCUCCAUCAGACACGCAUUCAGGUGCGAAUGAAUCGUGAAAACAGCCCCGAACUGUACAUGAAUCUGAUUGCACCGGUUGCUUUACUCCCCAUGGCGCCAUUGGAGCUAUACUGGGACAAUAACACAACUUUUAUCUUGUCGUUCGAAACUCCGAAGCGAGCGAACGACAUAUCGGUUGAUGAUGUGAGAAACAUGAGAGAGGUCACCGCGGUGUAUCUCCAGGCCACUUCGAGAAAUCCAGGACUCGAUCGUGACUUUGUGACGUUGUUUACUCCGGACAUAGCUCAUGACGAAUUGGAAGAGUGGCUCCACGAAAACCAGGGGAAAGAGCGCGCGCUCGAUGCCUUCAACAGCAAUCGGGAUGAGAAGCUCAUGGGAAUUGUGCGUGAUGAAGGGCGCUCCGGCGACCUAUACGGAUUCAAGGGAUGGACUUCAUCGGAGGAAGAUCCUAGCAUGCUCGCACUCGAGUGUGAGACAUUUCCACGACGCCGAAACCUUCUAAGUCGACAGACUCUUGCUGUUAAUAAACCCGCGCUUCUGGGAAAACAUGAUGGCCCGGAUGACUUCGAUGCGGUCGCGAAGUUGCACGUUGUCUCUGCAAAGGACUGCACUGUUGAUAAGCUCCCUCUCACGGAUGCCGUCUUUGGAUUGUUCAUCUCUGCCAUCCUGCAUCGGAUGGAGACUCAUAUGAUUGCAACCAGCUUGAACGAGACUAUUUUGCAUAACCUCGGAUUCGAAGCCAUAGAGAAUAUACUCACUGCCAUAACUGCGCCCUCCGCGCAAGCCUCGACCGACUACCAGCGAUACGAGUUCCUUGGAGACUCUAUCCUCAAGUACGUCGUCAGUUGCCGGGUUUUCUAUGAGCACGGCAACUGGCACGAAGGAUAUCUCACUGAAUGGCGCGGCUCAAUCGUGAACAAUUCCCGUCUUGCACAGGCAGCUCUUGAGCUGGGGCUUGACUCCUUCAUCCUCACCAAGAGCUUCAUACCACGCCAUUGGAAAGCGCCACUGGUCUCCGAGAAGCUCAGACACGUCGCUGCCCAGCGAGACAUGUCCAGCAAGAUGCUCGCCGACGUCGUCGAAGCCCUGAUCGGCGCCGCAUUCAUCGAAGGCGGAUUCUUCCAAGCCGAAGCCUGUAUCCAUCGCUUCCUGCCCGAAGUGUCACCCCCGAAUCCCAACCCGGGCCCUAAUCUCCAAAGCCACGACAGCAACGGUACCAUCUCCAACAGCCCCCGCUACCUCAUGUACGGACCCCUCCAAGACCAAAUCGGAUACCGGUUUAACGCAACCAUCCUCCUUUUCGAAGCCCUCACCCACCCCUCCUGCCAACACGACGCCUUCACGCAAUCCUACCAACGCCUCGAAUUCCUCGGCGACGCCAUCCUCGACAUGCUCAUCGUGCCCAUCAUCUUGAAUGCCCCUAACCACUUCACCCCAGGCGACAUGACCCGCAUCAAGCACGCCGUCGUAAACGCAAACCUCCUCGCCUUCCUGUGCAUGGAAUUCGCCGUGCCCCGCGAAUCCACGGACGUCAGCCAAACACCCUCGGGCCAGUUCACGCUCCACUCGACCAACACCCCCGUCGAGCUAUGGCGGUUCAUGCGCUGCGACGGCGCCGAGAUGAGACGCGCACGCGACCUUGCACUGACCCGCUACGCGACGCUGAGAGAGGACAUCAUAAAGGGCCUAACCUCUGGGUCCCAUUAUCCGUGGGAAGCGCUGGCGAGUCUCAACGCGGAUAAGUUCUUCUCGGACGUCGUGGAGAGUAUAAUAGGUGCGAUCUAUGUGGACUCGGGCGGGGACUUGAAUGCAUGUGGGCGGUUCAUCGAGCGCAUUGGUUUGCUGCCGUAUUUGCGGAGAGUAGUGAAUGAUGGGGUCGUGGCCAUGCAUCCGAAGAAUCGCGUGUUUCAGAUGGUGAAGGAGGUGAAGUUCAGUGUGAAGAGGGUGCAGGGGCAGGCGGGCGAGGAUGCGUCGUAUCGGUGUGUGGUCAGGGUGGAUGGGGUGGAGGUUGUUGUGGUGGAGGGUUGUUUGUCGGCGGAGGAGGCGGAGGUGAGGGCUGCGAAUCGGGUGAUCGAGGCGUUGGGAUAG